Messenger RNA from Drosophila willistoni, 7872 nucleotides. Its product is annotated as mucin-19. Bases 289 to 7599 code for a protein of 2436 amino acids. Lineage: Eukaryota; Metazoa; Arthropoda; Insecta; Diptera; Drosophilidae. The transcript is spliced from 10 exons. The record is from RefSeq and is a predicted model, not a curated record. Gene Ontology annotation, cellular component: nucleus. Gene Ontology annotation, biological process: regulation of transcription by RNA polymerase II.
GAAAAUGAACAGUUUGGCCCGAGGGCCGAGGCCCUGUGUCUCUUUGUAUUGUGGCCGUUUUUUGGAAAAUUCGACAAGACGGCAAAGCCCCAGCCCAAUACACGUUCCAAUUAACAGUGCUACCACCAAGAAGAACAACAACAACAACAACAUUUGGAGCAUCGAUACAACAACAAAAACAACAACAAUUACUAUAGCUGGCUGCACGUCGUCGUUCCUUGGAGGCACCACUAUCGGUAGUACUUUGGGCCGCCCGCGCAGUGCGGCCGCCCAAUCGUUUGCGUCUGCAUGGAGUCAAUGAGACGUAACGAGGCGAACACUAGCCACCACCCGAAUAAGGUGGCCCUGAAUAGCAGCAACGUAGCAGCAACGGAAAGCAAUAUUAAGAAUAAUAAAUUGUUAGCUAAUAUAAGUGCAGCGAACGCAACAGCAACAACAACAGCAUCAGCAGCAACAACAACAACCACAGCGACGGCAACGGCAGCAGCAGCAGCAAUAACAACAACGAAUCAAACGUUGAAUUAUAAUAACAAAGUGAAGGUAGCGAAUAAUCAGCAAAGCAACAACAACAACAACUCAAUCAGGAAACAUACGAAUGCAAAAUUAAGCAGUAAAGGAGCAGGAACAGGAGCAUCAAAUUCGCAUUCCUCUUCAUCAUUAUCAUCCUCAUCGAGUAGCUCCAAUUCAAGCGAAUCGAAGGAUACAAAUUUUGAAUACGAGGACGAGUGGAACAUUGGCGGAAUACCAGAGUUGUUGGACGAUCUAGACGCGGAUAUUGAAAAAUCAGCAGCGCAUUCGGUUACGGGUACUGGUACGGGAUCGGGUUCGGGUGGUGGCAACCAAGCUACCUCGAUAAAUGCUAAACAUCAGCAGGCAUCAGCAUCAGCAGGCAAGAUCAGUGCAUCAUCCACAUCCGCCUCAGGGACACACAAGACGCACAAGACUCAAUUGCAUAGCAACUUGUCGGCCACAUCGCCAACCACAAUUAAAUUUACACGCCAACCCAUACCCACCUCCCAUUCAGGAGUUGCAGCAACGACAGCAUCCACAGCAUCAUCAUCAUCGUCGUCAUCAUCAUCUGCAGGAGCGACUGGGGCAGCAUCUGCCAGUAGCUCAAGCAACCUGGUGGCUAAAGGAUCUUCCUCCUCAUCGUCGUCGUCUUCCUCGUCGUCGUCGUCGUCAUCGUCAUCAUCGUCGUCCGGCAAGCACCAUCACCAUCACCAUCAUCACAGUAACAGCAACUCCAAAGGCUUUAAAUCCGCUUUAGUAGCCCAAUUGAAUAGUCCAAGUUCUGUGAGCAAUAACAAUCACGUCCAGAGCGGCGGCGGCGGUGGAAGCAGCUCCUCCUCCUCGUCGUCCUCCUCCAAAGCUAGCACUUUGUCGUUAUCGACAUUCGCUGGUUUCUCCAAGGGAGGUAAUCUGGUCUCCUCCUCAUCAGCAACCGCAACAGGGACAUCAAGUGGGCCGGGUCAGCAGCAGGCCGCCUCGAAAUUCUCCGCUGGCGGCAUGUCCUCGCAAACGGGCGGCAACACAAACACCAAUAGCAGCAGCAGCAACAACAAUAACAACAGCAGCAGCGGAGCAUCUGGUGGAUCUGGGUCUGGUUCAGCCGGUGGCAGUGGCAACUCUACCACCAAUAGUAACAGCAACAACAACAAUAGCACAGCGGGCAGCGGAGGAAUUGGUGGUGGUCAAGUCGGUGGCCAGAGUUCACAAGGCGGCAGUAGCAGCAACAGCAGCUCCAGCUCCUCCAGUGGAAAAUCGAACGCAAAAAUGUCCAUUGAUCAUCAGGCUACGCUCGACAAAGGUUUAAAAAUGAAGAUCAAACGCACUAAGCCGGGCACCAAGAGUUCCGAGGCCAAACACGAGAUAGUGAAGGCCACCGAUCAGCAGCAGAACGGUGCCUUGAGCGGCGGCGGCGGCGGCAACUCAUCGGGUUCGUCCGUAUCCGGGUCCGCUUCCAAUGAGGAUGGCGGAGGCGGCGCCGGCAACAAUUCUUCGGGUGGUGGCUCCAAUCAAGCGUCUUCCCUCUCAUCCAGUAAUUCCUCAAGCAGUGCUAGCAGCGGCAAUUCAUCUAACAGCAACAAUAGUGGAAGCGGUGGCAACUCAGGUUCAUCCGGCAGUGGGAGCAGCAGUAAAAAACAUUUGAACAAUGCUUGUUCUAGCAGUGGAUCUGGUUCCUCAUCAUCCUCUUCGAGUGGUGGCGGCGGCGGCGGCGGAGGCAGUGGUCAGAAUAGUACUGGCCACGGCAGCAGUUCCACCAGCAACUCCUCUAGCAGCACACAGUCCACACCCCAGGGCACCAAACGUGGCAGUUCUGGCCACAGACGAGAGAAGACAAAGGAUAAGAACGCACAUUCCAAUCGCAUGUCCGUGGACAAAUCCGCAGCGGCCGCCUCGGCAGCCGGAGAAAAGGACACGCCGGAGAAAAACUCUUCGUCCGGCGCUUCUGCUGGAUCGGCCUGCUCUUGCAGUGGGGAAGUGGGAUCACCUUGCUCCCAUCAUGCUUGCAUACGACGCGCCAUCCACAUGUCCACUUCCAAUUCCAGCGGGGGCAGUGGCUCUAACGUGGUAAACUCCUCUGCCUCUGCCUCCAUGUCGGCGGUGCCUCCGGGAGUGUUUACACCAUCGGCUGGUUCACCGGCAGCUGUGGUGUCCGCCUCUCUAUUGGCAGCCACAGCUGGUGGUGGGGCCUCUUCCUCCGUUAACUCCUCCAACUCGCAGUCUGGCAGCAGCGGAGCUGGCAGCUCUGGACCGAAUGCUCCCGGGCCGCCGGGUAAGGAGUCCUCCAUUAAAAUUUCCUCACACAUUGCUGCUCAAUUGGCGGCGGCAGCCGCUUCCAACAGCUACUCUGGUGGUGGUGGUGGGCAAGGCAGCAACUCCAGCCAGAGCAGUUCCGGGGGCGGCGGCGGCGGUGGAAACAGCUCCGGCUCUGCGGACAACAAGGCAGCUGCCGCGGCCCAGGCAAAGCUUAUGGCUCCCGGCAUGAUCUCAGCCACCAUGCACCACACAAUCUCAGUGCCAGCCGGUUCAGCUGGCGAUGAGGAUACUAAAUCCCCGCCAGCCAAACGGGUAAAGCAUGAGCAAGGCAAUGGUUCAUCUGGUGUCGGUGGAUCCACUGCCAGUAACAAGGAAAUGGUCGACAUCUGCAUUGGCACCUCGGUGGGCACCAUUACCGAGCCCGACUGCCUGGGUCCCUGUGAGCCGGGCACGUCGGUCACCCUCGAGGGCAUCGUUUGGCACGAGACUGAGGGCGGUGUUCUCGUCGUAAAUGUGACGUGGCGUGGCAAAACCUACGUGGGCACCUUGCUCGAUUGCACCCGACACGAUUGGGCUCCUCCAAGAUUCUGUGAUUCACCAACUGAAGAAUUAGAUUCUCGAACUCCGAAGGGACGCGGUAAGCGCGGACGCAGUGCGGGCUUAACGCCCGAUCUGAGCAAUUUCACCGAAACCAGAAGUUCGAUUUACUUCUCCCAUGCUCAGGUGCAUUCGAAACUACGCAAUGGCGCCACAAAGGGGCGUGGGGCGACGCGUAGUGCCUCGGGGAAUGCGGCGGCGAAUAAUAACAUUAACAGCGGCUCGUCGUCUGGCGGUGGCAAUGGUGGUGGUGGUGGUGGUAAUGGAGCCACGCCCAGUACAUCACCCACUGCUUUUCUGCCGCCGCGUCCUGAGAAGCGUAAAUCGAAAGAUGAGGCCCCCUCGCCGCUUAAUGGUGAUGCUGGGGAUGGAGCGGGCGGAGCCGGUGCCGGCGGAGUGGGGGGCGUCAAUAUGGUGAAUGCCAGUGGAAUUCCCAUAUCGGCCAGCGGCGGUGGCCUGGCCACACAGCCGCAGAGCCUGCUCAAUCCGGUGACUGGACUCAAUGUGCAAAUCAACACAAAGAAAUGUAAGACUGCCUCGCCCUGCGCGAUCUCUCCGGUAUUGCUCGAGUGUCCCGAGCAGGACUGUAGCAAGAAAUACAAGCAUGCCAAUGGCCUGCGCUAUCAUCAGUCGCAUGCCCAUGGUGCUGGCGGCGGCGCCUCAUCCAUGGAUGAGGAUUCCAUGCAAGCACCUGAAGAGCCAGCAACGCCGCCCUCUCCAGCAGCUGCAGUGCCAGUGGCGGCGGCGUCCGGAACAUCGGCGGCGAGUGCGGCAACACCAGCAGUCACGCCCACCUCAGCACCACCCACCGCCAUCAGCUCGGCGGUGACCAAUGGAACGGUAUCGGCGUCAGCGACAGUUACAACGACAGCGCCAACUGCUGUGUCCUCCUCUGCCACGACGGAAACGACAGCAGCCAGCUCAGCAAUGUCAACUGCAGCGGGACCAUCAACAACAGCUUCUCCGCCAGGAACGCCGAUUACCACAACAGGAGGAGUAACUGCACCAGUAGCCGCAGAGGUUGUCACCCCAGUUUUACCCAAUCUUCCAUUGGCUGUCACACCAGCAACAGUAGGAACAGUCGCUCCAACGGCACCAGGCGUUCCGCCCUCAACAUGCCAAACCCAACCACAGGCACCGCAGAUGCUUACGCCCACAGGUAAUCAACCGAUAGCUGGUGGUAGCAUCACCGCUGGCAUUUCUGGCCAAGCUCUGUCUCAACAUCAGCAGCAGUUGAUGGGUGGUUUGCUUUCGGACCAGCAGCAGCAGGCCUUAAUACAACAGGGAGCAUUGAAAGCGGGCGUCUUGAGAUUUGGUCAACCAGAUACUGGUUCGUUGCAUCCACAGGCACCGCAGCAGGCACAGCAAACGGGACCGGCGAUAAAUCCGCAGACACAACAGUCUCCGCCUCGACCAGAGGCACCAACUGGCUAUGCCCAGCAGCAGGCUGGCAUUAAGACUUCGCCUCCAUUUGGAGCGGUGGCAUCUGUUGCAGCCGCCAGCAAGCAGAAGAAGAAUCGCAAGUCCCCUGGUCCGGGUGACUUCGAUGGUCGAGUUUCUCGCGAGGAUGUGCAGAGUCCGGCCUAUAGUGAUAUAUCGGACGAUUCGACUCCGGUGGCCGAACAGGAUCUGCUGGACAAGACAAACAAGCACAUCGACCUGUUGGUCAAGAAACCGCCAGAGGUGGUGGGUGUGGUGCCCCAAACGCCCACAUCCCAAAUGCCUGGUCUGGGUGGCUAUGGAAUGUAUCAAUUCUAUCCGGCAGCCCAGCCCCAAGCACCUCCUCCUCCCCAACAGCAGCCGCAGCAGUAUUUGGUUCCAGAUUCUGGAAAGCCGCCAGGUCUUCCGCCCAGUCUUGCCCAGGUACAGCAGCAGCAGCAACAACAACAACAGCAGCAGCAGCAACAACAACAACAACAACAACAAUUGCAGCCUGGAGCUCCUCCACCAAAUAGCCAAUCCCAGCCACAACAUUUACUUGGACCGCCUCCCAAUCAACAGGCAGUUGCCGCCCAUCUGGCAGACUACAGCAACAAGAACAAGGAUCCGCCUCUGGAUCUGAUGACCAAACCAUCUCCCGGACAACAGGUGGGCGCACACCAACAGCAGCAGCAGCAGCCAGGACAGCCGGAUAACAAUGGCAAGGAAAGCAGCUCAGUAGGAGGAGCACCACCACCGCCGCAAACAUCCCAAGCGGGCAGUCAACCACCACCUGUGAAUCUCAGUGCAGUGGCCGGUCCUCCGCCUGGAUCCCUGCCACCCGGACUGGGAGGCCUUUCGGCACUUGGAGCAGCCGGCUUGGCUGGUCCAGGUCCAGGAAAGGGAAUACCCCACUUUUAUCCAUUCAACUUUAUUUCGUCUAGCUAUCCGUACAAUGUGGAUCCCAAUUUCGGACCCGUUUCCAUAGUUGCUUCCGAGGAGGCGGCCAAAUUGGGCAGUCAUCCGGGAAUGCCACCUAGCUCACAAGCCCAACAGCAACAACUAGCUGGAGUUAGCAUCAAGGAGGAGCGUCUGAAGGAGAGUCCCAGUCCGCAUGAGAACCCCAAACACAUGCCGCCGCAGCAGCAACUUCUGGCCAAUAAACUUAUUAAGCAAGAACCGAUGGUUAAACAGGAGAUCAAACAGGAGCACAACUCGAAUCCUGGCCAGCAGCAUCAGCCGCCGUCUGUGCAAUCUCAGCAACAGCAGCCACAGGGACCGCCACCUCAACCCCAGCAACCUCAUGCUCUGCAUCCGAAAGAUUUACAGGCAUUGGGAGCUUAUCCCAGCAUUUAUCAGAGGCAUCCAAUGAGUCUGGCGGCGGCACGCGAGGAGGAGCUAAGAAGAUACUACAUGUUUUCGGAUCAGCAUCGUCGUCAGAAUCAAGCGGCAGCUGCUGCUGCCAGUGCGGCAGGUGGUCCUGGUGGCGGACUGCAGCCACAUCCGGGAAUGAUGCACAAGGACGACCAGCAAUCGCAGCAGCAGCAGGCCCAGCAACAGGCUCAGCAGCAGGCACAACAGCAGCAACAACUUUCCAUUGCCCAGCAGCAGCAGCAAGUACUGCAGCAACAUCACCAGCAUCUUCAGCAACAACAUCAGCAACAGCAGCAACAACAACAACAGCAACAGCAGCAGCAACAACAGCAGCAGCAGCAGCAACAGCAGCAGCAACAACAACAGCAGCAACAGAAGCUAAAGCAGUCACAACAGCAGCAGAAUCAGUCGGGUCCGGGAAGUAAUAAGGCCACCAAUUUGACCAAGGAUUCGCCCAAGCAAAAGCAAAACUCCAACGAAGAGGAGCAACAGCUUAAGGUGAAACAGGAGGGACAGAAGCCCACAAUGGAAACCCAGGGACCGCCUCCACCACCCACGUCGCAAUACUUUUUGCAUCCCUCGUAUAUUUCGCCCGCCCCAUUCGGCUUUGAUCCGAAUCAUCCCAUGUAUCGGAAUGUUUUAAUGUCGGCCGCAGGACCAUACAAUGCUCCGCCCUACCAUCUGCCUAUUCCACGGUACCAUGCACCCGAGGAUCUGUCCCGGAAUACGGGCACCAAGGCACUGGAUGCACUGCAUCAUGCGGCUAGCCAAUACUAUACCACGCACAAAAUCCACGAGCUUAGUGAGCGAGCUCUCAAGUCGCCCACCAGCGGCAGCGGCCCCGUCAAGGUGAGCGUCAGCAGUCCCAGCUUAGGACCACCACAGCCAGGAGGAGGCGGUGGACCAGGCGGCGGGCCAUCUAACAGUGGCCCCGGGUCCGGUCCAAACGUACUCAUGGGCGGUGGUAAUGGACCAAAUCAGAGCGGUUCAAAUCCUGGGUCUGCAGGCGGAGGACCGCUGAAUCUACAGCCACCUCCAGGAGGAUUGGGCUCGGGUGGGGCCAGCAACAAACCCGAUCUGGCCGGCCAGAAGCCCCACGGUGUGUCGACGGUACCAGCGCUGGACGCCCACAAGCAACCAUUAUCAAGUAGUGGUGGGCCAGGCGCACCAGGCGGCGGGCCACCCGGUAAUGGAUCCGGCGUGCCCGGAGGAGUUGGCGGUGUCGGCGGCGUGGGCGCUGGCAAUGGAGCGGCUGGCGGGGUUCAAGGUGCCGGUGCCGCCGACUCCCGAAGUCCGCCGCCUCAGCGACAUGUGCACACACAUCACCAUACCCACGUGGGACUCGGUUAUCCCAUGUAUCCGGCACCCUAUGGAGCGGCCGUUUUGGCUAGCCAGCAGGCGGCUGCUGUAGCUGUGAUAAAUCCAUUUCCGCCGGGACCGUCAAAAUGAGAACCACUGAAUGGCAGCAACGAGAAGAAGGCCUACAAUGUGAAGAACAACUAGAAGAUCUAUUUUUUAAUUGUUAUCCACUUCCCUCCCUCUCUCUCUUGCUUUGCGUGUCUCAAGUGAAUCAAAAGAUGGCGAAGACGACAAUGAUGAUGAUGAUGAAGAUGAUGAAGAUGAUGAUGAUGAUGAUGAUGAUAUGGAGGAGUUAACCGAGAAUGAUCCGAAUCGAGAAUCGACUAUUUAUAUCUAUAAGUAUUUUUUGUAUGUUUCGUUUAA